Molecule: messenger RNA, 4263 nt
Organism: Sarcophilus harrisii (Tasmanian devil)
Lineage: Eukaryota; Metazoa; Chordata; Mammalia; Dasyuromorphia; Dasyuridae
Gene: SLC27A5
Product: solute carrier family 27 member 5
Exons: 10
Coding region: 102-2066 (654 amino acids)
Biological process (GO): triglyceride mobilization; ketone body biosynthetic process; very long-chain fatty acid metabolic process
Cellular component (GO): endoplasmic reticulum; endoplasmic reticulum membrane
Molecular function (GO): fatty acid transmembrane transporter activity; long-chain fatty acid-CoA ligase activity; long-chain fatty acid transmembrane transporter activity
Source: RefSeq, a predicted model, not a curated record
UGGGGCCCAAGGUAGCAGCUCUAGCGCCGGGUUAAUCAUUGGUGGCUGCCGGGCUCCUUCCCCGUGCCCGGGGCGCCCCCCUCACUUCUGGUGGAGCCACGAUGGGGCCCCGGGGAGCAGCCCUGCUCGUGCUCCUGGCGCCGGCCACGCUGUGGCUGCUGCCCUGGCCGUGGCUCUGGCCGUGGCUGCUCCCGGCGCUGGGGCUCCCGUGGCUGCUCCGGCGGCUCCCCGAGGCGCUGGCCCGGAGGUUCCCCGGCUGGCUGCGCUGGCUGCCCGAGGACUUGGCCUUCGUGGGCCAUAUCCUGUACGUCAACCUGGUCUGCAAGGGCUCCUUCCCGUCCUUCGUGGACAUGCUCGAGGCGCGGGCCCGGGCCCGGCCGGACCGCCUGCUGGUGGUGGACGCGGCCUCCGGCCGCCAGGUGAGCCUGGGGGAGAUGGACCGCCGGAGCUGCCAGGUGGCCCGGGCUAUGGGCGCAGCCCUGCACGGGGCCGUGGGGCUGAAGGAAGGAGACGUGGCCGCCCUGUUCUUCCUCGGGCCCCGGGGCAUCUCCGCCCUCACUCUCUGCUUCGGCCUCGGUAAGCUGGGCUGCCAGGUGGCCUGGAUCAGCCCCCACAUCCGAGGGCCCCCCCUCCUCCAUGCUGUGUGCAGCGCCGGGUCCUGCGUCCUAGUGGCUGACCCAGAGCUACAGGAGGCCGUGGAGACCAUUCUUCCCGAGCUGACAGCCAAGGGCGUCAGGUGCUUCUACUUGAGCUCCACCUCCCCCACGAAGGGUGUGGAGCCCCUGCAGGACCUCAUAGAGGCAGCCUCCUCCGAUCCAGUGCCCCGCCAGAUCCGAGCUGGAGUCACCAGUAAGAGCGCGGCUCUCUACAUCUACACGUCUGGAACCACUGGGUUCCCCAAGCCAGUGAUCUAUAACCACAAUCGGAUCUUCCUCACAUCGUUGACGCUGAGAACUUGUAGAGUCUUCCAGAAUGACGUCGUCUACACAGCCCUGCCCCUUUACCACGCUGCUGCCUUGAUGGUCUGCAUCAUGGGCAGCCUAGAGCUAGGGUGCACCUGUAUCCUGGCCCCAAAGUUCUCGGCUUCAAGGCUCUGGGAUGACUGUCGGAAGUAUCAGGUGACAGUCAUUCAGUACAUUGGAGAGGUCCUUCGCUACCUGUGCAACACCCCUGAGAGAUCCUGUGACCGAGACCAUCAGGUACGAUUGGCCAUAGGCAAUGGUCUGCGGCAAGAGGUCUGGAAAGAGUUCCUGCAGCGCUUCGGCCCCAUUCGAAUCUAUGAGGUGUAUGGUUCCACAGAGGGGAAUAUCGGUUUCAUUAACUACAUUGGACGCAUAGGGGCUAUAGGCAAGACCAGCCCCCUGCUUAAGCUGCUCACUCCCUUCGAGCUCAUCCAGUUUGAUAUGGAGACCGAGAAGCCCAUUCGGGACAAGAAGGGUCGAUGCAUCCCAGUGGGGCCCGGGGAAACAGGGUUGCUGGUAGGGCGGAUCACCAGCUUGUCCCCCUUCCUGGGCUACCGUGGCUCAGCCGAGCAAACGGAGAAGAAGCUGCUCCGGGAUGUCCUGCGACCAGGGGACGUCUACUUCAAUUCUGGGGACUUGCUGUCCAUCGACGUGGAUGGCUUCCUCUACUUCCAAGACCGCAUCGGUGACACUUUCCGUUGGAAGGGAGAGAACGUGGCCACACGGGAGGUGGAGGGUGUGCUGUCCUCGGUGGACUUCCUGGAGGAGGUGAAUGUCUACGGUGUUCCUGUACCUGGUUGUGAGGGGAAGAUCGGGAUGGCGGCUGUGCGGCUGAAACCUGGGAAAGCAUUUGAUGGCCAGAAACUAUACGGCUUCAUCCAGAAGGCGCUCCCAGCCUAUGCUGCCCCUCACUUCAUUCGGAUCCGAGACUCCCUUGAGAUCACUGGCUCAUUUAAGCUCACUAAGUCUCGACUGGUUGCCGAGGGUUUCGACUUAAGUGCCAUCCCCGAGCCCCUGUAUAUGUUGGACAGAAAAUCCGGGACCUUCCAGCCACUGACCCCAGAUAUGCACCGUGCCAUCUUGGAUGGAAGCAUCCGACUAUGACGCCUUUGCUCUACACCCCAAGGCGUUCACAGUGGCCCCUGACUCAAAGCUCUUAAGCCCUCUCCCACCAGGGGACACAUGCUCCCUACCUAACUCAAGCCUCGCAUUGUCUCUGUAUGGCUGACGGAAGGGAGGGAGGCGAAGAAGGAACGCUUAACCAUUUUAUAGGCAGUCAGAUGGAGAAUAGCUUUUCCAGGAGCAGGCCAAUUGGGUGGGGAAGUGGAGGCAGGAUGUCUACUGAAAUCCCCUUUGGCUUCUUCCUUCUCAUUUUGGUGAGAGCAUCCCGGUAGCAGCUUCCUUAUGCUCCUCAAGCAUCCUCACAGGAACCUCUGUCUCAGGGACAGCCUGGGGACAACCCUGGGGAGAUUGGGAGGGGGGACUAUCUUUAAACUAAGAAGUCUAUGAUCUAAUAUUUCAACACAGAGAAAAAAAGGGAAAGGAGGGAGGGAACAAUGAGAAGGAUACAAGUGACGUGAGGGGGAUGAGAAUGAUGGGGAUGAGGAUGUUGAGAAUGGGAAUGCUCCAGAACAGAGCAGCAAGUCCAUCAGUGUGAGUCAUUCGCUGCCCACUGCCUUUUUAAUUCCCCCCAUCAUCUCACUGCUAUGUCUGAGCCCACUAGCAUUCCAGAUGAAGUGUGACUCUGCCCCUUAGUGGGGCUUGGGGGCUCUGUCAGCUGCUGUUCUCCCUAUUGCCUCAGGUAGCACCUCUUCGUCUCCCGACCCGAACAAGAACCCCUCUUCAGGAUAUACCUUCUCUAAGUCUCCCCAUCUACAAAAUGAGUCAGUUGGACCAGAUGACUUCCAAGGUCCUUCCAGCUGGAAACCUUGUGCUUCUAGGACUCCCAAACCAGGCGAGGCACCAGAGCCUCUCCUUGGCCCUCACUGUUCAGACCCAGCUUAAUGAGGGAAGGGGUGACCACCCUUCACAUCCAAAGUCCUGUCUUGCCCAAACACUAGAUGCUCAGAGUGAGCAUCUAGCAUCUGGAAAGCCCACAAAGGGGAUGGAGGAGGCAAUUUCCUCUCUAGUCCCAGUUAGGCAAUCCAAGUCUUGUUUCUCUCUACUCCCAUGUCCCUGACUUUGCCAGAACUCACUGGGUAUUGAGUGAUAGACCUGAAAAUAAUAGGAUAAAAGACAAAUCUCCACUUCUCUACACUUAAGGGCAGGAUUUGGGGUUUUAGGGAUGUUUACAUCCCCAACAUUGCAGAGGAAACUAGUAUAAUAUCUAAGAUUUUAAAAGCCUGCUUUUCUCUGUAUUGUUCUUAUCUUUGUGCUCAUAUUUCUCCCUGUUUCUAACAGUUUUCUUUGUCUUUGCAAUUACAGUUAAUCUGAAUUUUUCCUAAAUUAAGCUUCUCUCCUUUGACGAGAGAUUCGUUGUCCAAGACUGUCCUGAUUAGACCUACUUAAUUAAGAUCUCUGCCCCUUGUGGUUAUGUACAGCCUCUCCAAUGUAUGGUAGGCUUCCUCCAAAAAACCUCUCUCCAUACACUUCAGUCACCAUCAGUUUCUCUCUAGACAAGGACCUCCUGUGUCCCCAACUUCCCAAGUCCUAAGAUCUUCCUCUCAGGACCCUAAGUAUAUAGAAGAGUGUGACCCUUCUUGCUUCUCAUUAGGAGAUACUUCCUCACCAGUCUCUCUUGACUGCUUGAGGAAAUAUGAGGACCUUUGUCACCUUUUAUUCCCCCCUUUCUUCCAAAUGAAUAGAUCAUGAAUAAGAAAACUUGUAAAUUAAUCGAAGAAAACGAGACAGAAUUGUAUCCAACAAAUAAUUUGUUCCAUUCCUGGAAAACAAGUUCUUCAUUCAUAAACUUAUGCAACCAAAGCAGUUUAUUUUGAAUAAGGAAAGAUACAAGCAGUCUUUUGCAUAUUUUAUAACAUAUUGCAUAUUAAAAUAUUUUGCCCCUGAUAGAUAUACAUCUCUGCCAUCAAAAUAUCAUAUUUUUUUUCUCCUUUCAGAUUAAUUCUGGAUAUAGAUCUAAUUCCCAAUGAGAUUAAGUAUUUUAAAUUGAUUUUCAAUCAUUCUGCUUAAAUUCAUUUAGAGCUAACCCUAAUUUAACUGUGGAUUUGAGAUAUUUAAUGUAAUUUCAGCUAAUCUAUUAGUUCAUCAUUUUAUCUUUGAAUGAGGAUGUUGGAAUCCUUACAAAGUGUUAAGUCAUUACAAUUGAUAGAGACAAUAACUAUCUAAUUUAGCAUGGUUCAGU